Octopus bimaculoides (California two-spot octopus) is the source of this 2338-nucleotide messenger RNA. Its product is annotated as zonadhesin-like. The record is from RefSeq and is a predicted model, not a curated record. Gene Ontology annotation, cellular component: extracellular matrix. Gene Ontology annotation, molecular function: calcium ion binding. Lineage: Eukaryota; Metazoa; Mollusca; Cephalopoda; Octopoda; Octopodidae.
AUGCGGUUGUAGCGACAACAAGAUAUAUAUGAAGGUUAAUGAGGAAAUUAUAUCAGCAGAUUGUAAAACGAAGAAAAUAUGUAAACCUGGUAACGAAAUAGUAACAGAAAAUAUCGCUCCUUGUGGUGAAAGCAGCCAUUGCGGAAUUCAAAGACGGAGACAUGCAUGUGUUUGUAAUGAAAAUUUCAUUCUUCAUAACGGAAAAUGUGUUCACACUGUGUGUAAUAAACCAAUUGAUCUUGCGUUUAUGAUCGACGAUUCUGAAAGCAUUGGAGAGGAAAACUUUAUAAAAAUUAAACAGUUUGUGAAGAAUCUUAUACAAUCCUUUAAUAUUCAGCUGGAAUCUAUGAGAAUUGGACUCAUUACAACCAGCACAGUUGCUAAUAAUCAUAUUUCCUUGAAAGACGGUGGAAAUUUAGAAACACUCAUGAAGGCAUUACAGAAUAUAACGUAUUCUAAGGGAAAACCUUUGUUUCAUGUAGGGUUGAAUUAUAUUAGAGCAAAGGUCUUCAAUCACAACUUCGGAAGUCGUCCCAAAACAUCUCGUAGUGUUAUUCCAAUAAUUGGAAGUAAAUCAAAACUACCGGCGUAUACGUCACGUGCAGCUGCACUACUGAAACAAAAUGGAAUAAAUGUUCUUGUGUUGGGAAUCGGAAAUAACGUUUCCGUUGCAGAACUGAAAACAAUUUCUAGUCGACCAGAUUCAGGUGGUCUCUUCACUGUGGACGGCUAUGAUUCACUUAUCUCAAUAAAAACCGCCCUGGUAACAAAUAUGUGUUCUGUUAAUCCGUGCCAAAACAGUCCGUGUAAGAACGGAGGAACUUGUAUUAAUAAGGCUUUCCACUACACUUGUCAGUGCACUGCAAACUAUUUUGGACGUUUUUGCCAACAAGUUAGAAAAUGUACAUGUAUUGUCUAUGGUGAUCCGCAUUACAAGACGUUUGAUGGAGAAAUGAUACACUACAUGGGAGGCUGUAAAUAUUCUUUGGUGACAACUAAACAAGGAUACAAUAAAACAUAUUUCUCUGUCGAAGUGAAGAAUGAACAUCGAAGCAAUAAACAUGUCACUUAUACGCGUUUUGUGGAUAUAAAGCUGGAAAAUAAUAUCACAAUAAGCUUAUUGCCAGCCAAUAGAAUUUUGGUGAACUCAGAAGAACGAUCUCUCCCAGUCAUAAAUUACGAAGACAUUUCUGUGAGUUUUGCCGUCGGUUGGGUAAUAGUUACUACCAGAUGGGGAAUGACCGUGGAAUUUGACGGAAGACAUCGAGUUACUGUGAGCCUUCCCUUAUCAUUCGCUAAUGAACUGACCGGCAUCUGUGGUGACUGCAAUGGAAUCAAAGAUGAUCUCCGCACAAAGUCUGGACAAGAUGUUUCAUUACACCCAAAGAAAUUUACUUUAAUUGGUGAUAGUUACCACAUCGCUGAUGACUCUGAUGAGCUGGAAGAUAGUUGUAAAUCGACUCCUCUGUACUGCAAUUGUGAAACGAAAGAAACCGCGAGAUGUGAUGUCAUUAUUAACGGAAAGGCAUUUCAGACAUGUGUUGAAACACUAGGUUAUACGCAGACUAAACAGUUUAUCGAUUCAUGUAGAAUAGACGUCUGUUCAUAUAAAAACGACGAAGAUAAUAUGAAAAAGGUUUUCUGUCAAAUACUUGAAGGGUUUGCCAGUCAGUGUGAAAAUGCUGGAGUUAUUGUGGACUGGAGAAAAGAAGCCAGCUGUCCAAAAUUUUGUCCGAGUUUCCAGGAAUACAGAUACAACACACCUACAUGUCAACCUUCAUGCUUGAAUUUGAAGCCACAAUGUAUGGCUCGUACUGAAGGAUGUAUUUGUCAGCCGGGUUAUAUUCUUAGCGGAAAUGAAUGUGUCAGGCCAUCAAAAUGUGGCUGUAGGAAUGCUAACUUUUAUAUGAAUCUUAAAGAAGAAAUGUAUAGCACCGACUGCAAUACGAAAUAUGUAUGCUUGGGAAGGAACAAGGUACAAAAACUACGAGCACCCUGUCAAGAAAAUAGUCAUUGUACACUUGAAAAUAACAAGCGAAUGUGUACUUGUGAUAAUGGCUAUAUAAUGAGUGAAGGAAAAUGCAUUAAACAAGUUACACAAACAGUAGAACGGGACGACAAAGAUCCCAACAUUGCUAUGAAGAUGCAGGACAAGAUAAUGCAGCAACCGGGUUUUCAAGGGCCCACACUACACCAAUAUGCUCUCCAAAAAGGCCUGAGAGAUCUGCAUGGUACGGAUCUCCUCCUGUCAAGAGUUCCAGAUAAGCUUACCUCACAGCCCGAAAUGCAGAUGAGGGCAGAGGCAUCACUCCCUCAUUCACCAAAUGCCACAAUGUAA